ACCCCCAAAGAUCUGUUAUCCCUAAUGCUGCUAGGAUUUCACUCUUCCCGGGAUGUAGAAGAGAGCAGUAGUGGCUGGAAUCCUGGAUAAACCCGAAGAAUUGGAUUAACGUAACAAAGUGUACUCCUGGGAACCUUGGUUUGAUUUUUAAAACAUUGAUUGUUAAGUCUCAGUUUGCAGUUAUGCCUGUCUCUGGACCACCUGUUCCACCCAAGAAGAAGAUGCCUUUAAAAAUCAUCACAGAUCUUUCAAACAUCUCACAACAUGAUGUGGAAGAUGACAAAGCUGAAGUCGCCGAACUGGACCUGGGGACCAAAAUCAAGGCCCCUAAAGAAGUGAUGUUGGAGGAAUUGUCUCUCCUAAAGAACAGGGGCUCCAAAAUGUUUCAGAUGAGACAACAAAGGGUGGAGAAAUUCAUCGUCAGUGAUGAGCACCUGAAAAACCUUAAGAAUCUGGCUCCUUCUGUGGGCUGUGAAAUGACAACUCCACCUGCUCCAUCUCCCAAACCCGAGCCGCCUCAAGACGAAGGAAAUGCUGAAGAAGAGAAAGAGCAGAAAAGAUGUGAGUACGUUAAAACAUAUGUAUCACCAUGGGAACGUGCCAUGAAAGAUGAUGAGUCACUUAAAGAAACCAUGAAGUUGAAGAUGCCAGGGCCUCAAGUUUUUAAAGACCUUCCUAAGUACAAAAGCUUCAACAGGAUGGCUCUUCCCUUUGGAGGAUUUGACAAAGCCUCUCAUCUUCAGACCUUUGAGGUCCCUGAGCUCAAGGACGCUAGUGAAGAACCACUUACAGUGCCUGUGUUACAGUAUAACAUUUGCUCUCGACCAUCUUUCAACCGCACUCCGAUUGGCUGGACGUGCAAUGAGGAACAGAGCCAAAUCAACAUGUUGGAUAGCAUCCCCUUUGAGGGAGAAACUGACGACCUUUGAGAAAUCUGCCAAUCAUAGGCUGAAUAAUACAGACAUAUACAUACUUAACUUUAAGACCAUAUGUACAUGCAUACACACAUACACACACAAGCAAAUAGGGACCUUAUGCACUCCACAGCUGGCAGAGGAAGAAAUUUAGGUGAUUAGUAUUUAUUUACAAGCUUAUAAUGUUAGAAAUGGUUUGCAUUUGUCAGCCCAUUGAUUUGUGUGUUGUUUGCUGUUCUUAUUGAGUGAACUUAUUUGCUGGUUAAUGCAGUAUUUGUCUAAACAUAUUGUGUCUAAUUUACUGCCUAAAAGAAUAGUACAUUUAAAAAUAAAAAAGUUUCAAACGUCCUAUGACUUUUUUUAACCAAAACACAACAAAAUCUUUAUUUUUGGGUGCACUUACCCUAUAGAAAUAGACAUUAUAGUAGAAUAUACAUGUAAACAGUUUAAAU
Messenger RNA from Paramisgurnus dabryanus, 1366 nucleotides. It is a transcript of the gene myoz1b, whose product is annotated as myozenin 1b. Gene Ontology annotation, cellular component: actin cytoskeleton; Z disc. Gene Ontology annotation, molecular function: FATZ binding; actin binding; telethonin binding. The record is from RefSeq and is a predicted model, not a curated record. NCBI's taxonomy places the organism in Eukaryota, Metazoa, Chordata, Actinopteri, Cypriniformes, Cobitidae.